Phytophthora infestans T30-4 is the source of this 2771-nucleotide messenger RNA. RefSeq lists its product as uncharacterized. Lineage: Eukaryota; Oomycota; Peronosporomycetes; Peronosporales; Peronosporaceae. The record is from RefSeq and is a predicted model, not a curated record. The coding region runs from base 1 to 2688 and encodes 895 amino acids. The transcript has 5 exons.
AUGAUCGUCUGGCAGAAGCUGAGCGCGGACGCUGGCACGAGCACACGACACAUGGAUGACAUUGACACGAUGACUGGUACCUGGAUCCAGUACAUCUGCGGUCACGCCGACUCGAGUGCACGACACAUCCAUCCAACACCGCCCUCUCCGACGAAGACCCCGUCAAGGCAAGAUCAAUGUAAGGUCUCCGUGGAGUCUAUCGAUAGAAGGUUAGUGUUCGACAAAAAAUUCCGCUACCGCAACACCUUCGGUAUCGCUGUUAUUUCCUCGUUUUCAGGACGAGUGAGCCUCAUGAGUGACGCUCGCAAAGUGUUUGAUUGGCGUCCUCCUUGCAAGCGUCGGACUCCGAUCUCCAUGGCACAUCUUGGUGGGGUCUAUUACCAGACUGUCUCCGCCAUCGCUCAGUCCCAGGAGGUCAUGGUGUCCUUCCCUGUGUCGAAACGGCCGUUCGGCCGUCUAGAGCUGAACGAGAGCGACCGUCGGCGCUUCCACUUACAAGCCACCGAGCUGCUGGGCGACGCACUAAAAGAAUAUGAAGAAUUCGCCCUCAUCCGCCACCGCCAGAUAGACCGACGUCGCUGGAAGCCAGUCAAGAACCAUGAGAACAUCGCAGUGUAUCGCGAGUCGCGCUCGUACGCCGUCAGCCGCUCGCUUAGUAUUGAAGACGAAAAAACGUUCGCGAGGGCUGCCGCCAUGGCCCCCGUCUCGUCAUCGGGACACCGACGCGUUUCUCGGUCCAGUUCUAGCUCUGGCGGAUCCGGCUCAGGCUCCAUUUCGACGAUUCGUGAGCUCCCAGCCCACCAAGCCACGGAAUUGGAGCUUCUCACUGGAUGGGGCCCCACAGCCACGGAGGCCCGAGAGCACAAGAAACGAAGUAAGAGCAGAUCGAUCAGUGCGGUCGGAAGCUUGGAGCAGCUCCCGACCUUGUUAGGAGUCGGGAAUAUUGUCGGCUCACUUGACGAUGUCAUGUACGGCGUGGCCGCCCAGGACUGCGCCAGUAUGGCACUCAAGAAUGCCUGUAUGUCUGAGGACGCGCUGGAUGGAGAUGUGCUGUGUGCUAUUGAAGGCCCAUCCGAGCGCAGCCCGUUCCGGUUCCUCGGCAUCAAGUGGCUGGUCCAUUCCAUGACGGGAACAACGGCUAAGCACAAACUGACAUCACUAAGGGACCUAGUUUACCUCGAAGCGACUGGUGUUAUCACACGUGGCGACGGCAUUAGAAUCGGCUACCAGAUCAUGCAUUCGGUCAACUUACGCGGCUGUACGGAGCUUUAUGAUUCUCAUGGCGUUAUUCGGGCAAAGUGCGAAAUCGUCCACUUGUUUGUCGAGCUCGACAGUAGGACAGUCGACGUGUUUCUCAAGUCUAAUGUGACGCCCAAAGGCAAAGUUUCUGAGUCUGGUGCGCUACAGACCUGCGCGAAUUCAUUGCUGUACUGCGGUAGGUCCGUGCAGUGCUCACGGGACAAGAAGCUCGCGUGGUUAUUGCAGUGCAACCAAAACGCAGACAAACAAGACAACAACGGCAAGGCCGCGCGUUGCAAAAUUUGCAACAAGUCUUUUGGUUUUCUUCGACAGAGUGUACAGUGCAAGUUGUGCUCGGGUGCGAUGUGCUCCAAAUGUGCCGUCGAACGCACUCUAAAGAGCGUGGAUGCAUCAGGCAACAAGCGCCACGUGGCCAAGUUUGUCUCGACGAGUGUCAUCGAGCUAUGCACGAGCUGCAUCGCGACGAACAGGCAGACAAGUGCUCUGGCAAUUGCGAGAGAAGAAGUCGUGGCUGGACGCUUUGGACCCGUUCCCCUCAAACGUGGCAGCAACCACUCGAGUGACUCCGUUGGUACCAUUUGCAUCGACGAUAUUCCAGGCCAACGCGAGCAUCACGCACGUCCUCCACUUCAAUCGGAGAGCGACUCGAAAAGAGGUCAUCGUCCUCAGGAAGGACGGAGAAGUCAUCGCAGCCAUCGCGAUGAAGCUCAACCGGAAGCUGAUCCGGUUUCUAGACGUGGACAUGCACCGCCGUCGUCAAAUUCGAGCCAAACGCGCGAGUUACCGAAGAUCAGAACUCGAUCUGGAAGUCGCCACGAGCCUGUACCAAUCCCAGGACGUCAGCCACCCUUCAGAAGAGGGCUUUCCGCUGAGUCGCACUCCGCAGAGGACCGCUACCAUGAGCGCUAUAUGCAACGCGAGAUGGUCUCCGGCAACAAGCAUAAACCCGUAUAUGGCAGUGCUCCCGUGGAGCUUGACAACUCUGGAAGAGGGAGUCGUGGUCUGCCGGUGAACUUGAGCGAUCUGGAGGACCCACUGCCAUACACUCCGAGUAAAGAGAGCAUUAGAAGGACCACAAGCUCGAGUGACAGCAGCUUUGAAAGCAUCCAAGUAUCGGGCAUAUCGUCACUACGAUCGACCGCGCUAGAACCUGAAGCUGAGAAGGAGGAGGAGGAAUUUCGUGACACGUUCGACAGUUUUGGUGACCUCAUCGAUAUCCGUGACGACGUGGACGAUGUGGUCGAAACUCUGGAUACCAAAGACAUGGAAGCUGUGAAGCGAGCAUCUCAAGUUAACCGCAACUUGUGGCAACAGAUUGCCGAUCUUCGUAAUACUGCAGAGAACACCUAUCAGUACACAAAGGAAAGCACAGCGAUGCACAUGACUCAAGGCGGGUCCGUGCGACCACAACCACGUCACGACUAUUAAGCAAAUCCAGAUCAGGAAACUGAAACAAAUGGCAGUCGCCUAUUUACUGGAAUACAAAAGUUUUGAAUCGAACUUUUACAUAA